CUCCUCGCCGGUAGGUGGCAGAAGCUUCCGCCCGGCGCACGUCAUUUCCGGCGGCACACAGUCAACAUGGCGGAGAAGCAACGUGGGAAAACGGCGGCUUCGUCAAAGACGGCGGAUAAACGCGAAGACCACGAGGGGAACGUGAGUCUGUUUCUGGAGUCCAGUGACGACGAGGCCCCGGAAGAGCUGACGUUCGAGGAGUCGAAGCUCGAGGCGCUGCGCUGCGUGAAGGACGCGCUGGACUCCGCCAGGAGGGACAAAGAGAUGCUCAAAGAGAAGAGGCGGAGGAGACAGGAGCUGUUCCAGGAACAGAAGAAGCGAAGACUCUUACCGGCUGACGUGUUGGAGGAGAUCGACUCCUCGACUUCGAAGAAUCAGAAACCGUCUGAACACGAAGGUGAAGAGCAGCAGGAGGAAAAGCAACAGAAGAAGCAAAAGAAGAAGAGUGGGAAGUUAGCGCAUAUACGAAAUCUGAAGGGAAACUACAAGGUGGCGACCGUGAAGGAGCCGGCGUCGGCGACCUUUCAGCAGCAGGCGGCCGAGGCUUUCAUCCAGUCCAGGCUGUACGGACCAGGCAGCUGCAGGACCACAAAUAACGAGCUGCUCUCCCUCCAGAACAAGAAGGGGAGGAAUAAAAGUGCAGCCGUGCAGUUUGUAAAGAAAGACUGGGCCUCUAAAGAACGAGCCAAAGCAGAGAAGCUGAAGAAGAGGUGGCUCCACAAGCAGCAGAUUCCCUCCUGCUGACCGCCGGCUCCAGAACCCCCAGCGCUCAGACCUUCUCUGCACCAGCUGCUCGUGGAUUCAAAGGGGACACGGGACAUGGCUGAAGUCACAGGAAACCAAGGGAAGGACGUGGUUUAAAGUCCUGCUGGGAUGCAGGAUGGACUUAAUGUGGAGACAGUAGCAGGACAAUGUGCAGCUGAAUGAGGGGGGGGCAGAUUACACCAAAACAAAAGUCCUGUGACAGACUGAGAAUCAGAGCCAAUUAACCCAUAAACCCUGAGGCUCUAACCUGUGUUUAUAAACUGAAGUUUCUUAAAGAGCAGAAGAAACUGUAAUUUGUAUCUGUGAUGAUGAAAGACUUGUAUUCAGAACAUUAGUUGUUCUCUUUGCUUCCAUUUUAAUCGCUGUAUGAAUAAAUGCUUGUAUCAGUA
Hippoglossus stenolepis (Pacific halibut) is the source of this 1154-nucleotide messenger RNA. RefSeq names its product nucleolar protein 7 (gene nol7). Gene Ontology annotation, molecular function: RNA binding. The record is from RefSeq and is a predicted model, not a curated record. Gene Ontology annotation, cellular component: nucleus. Lineage: Eukaryota; Metazoa; Chordata; Actinopteri; Pleuronectiformes; Pleuronectidae. The coding region runs from base 67 to 744 and encodes 225 amino acids. The transcript is spliced from 8 exons.